UUAGAAUUACGCCUCGCACGAUGGACGCAUCAAAGUUCAGUUCUAUUAUUAUUUUUGUUGGUAUUUUUUUGUGUCUAUGUCUGGCACAGGUUAAGGCAGAGAGCGAAUUCACUAUAGUCACCGACGAUUCGGAAAAAACUUGCACAUCAAAAAUAAGUGACUGUUCGACGACACCACCAAUACACGAUUUGCUUCUCGGGCUAAAAGGUGCAAUGGGUGAACAAGGAUUGCCUGGUGUAAAUAGAAAAUGCGAUUGCAUACCAAGAGGUAACACCGAAAAUGAUAAGGGAGAAUCAAGAAGUCGACCUUCGAAAAGAACUUGUAGGAAUGUAUCGCAGUCAGAUCAAAAGCAGCAAUGGCUGGGUAAAAACGAACUAGAUUCUUUUAAAAUCGAAUGUGUCGAAGGAAACCUAACUUGCAUAGCACGAGAAAAUUUUCUUCCAGCGGUAUUCAUUGAAAUUAAUAAAAACUUAACUGGAGAAAGCCAGUUCGUCUAUUGGAACAAAAUUGCAAGCCGUUCUUUGAAGGAUAUGCUCGGAAUACGUUCGAGCCAGAUCACGUGGCUACAUGGAUUAGUGAAUUCGGCUCGUCAAACUUUAAGGAUCCACGGGUUGAAUGUGGCCGCGCAAAACCGCGGAACCAUCGGCACGUUCGUUCAAUUGCUCACGUGGAAUGACGUCAUAAUCGGUUCUGCUUCUACAGACUCAGCGCCAUUCUAUUACAACGUCGUAUUUCCUGAUUCGUGUACAGAAACGAACUCCACUGCUAAGCCAUGUGAAUACUUUGACGUUACAAUGGAAACUGAAAUGGUUGUUCGACUGCCGGUCACCGACAUCAUCUUUAAUUUCAGCUCAACUGAAGCAAAUCUAAAUGUUUCCGUGGAAAAUAUUGAAUUAUGUUUUGAAUAA
Messenger RNA from Bombyx mandarina (wild silkworm), 908 nucleotides. RefSeq lists its product as uncharacterized. Lineage: Eukaryota; Metazoa; Arthropoda; Insecta; Lepidoptera; Bombycidae. The record is from RefSeq and is a predicted model, not a curated record.